UAUUCACCUAAUCAGAGACAUGACUGCCCAGACUAAAGGACUGGUUAAGAGCUAAGUCUCCUUUGUCCUUCCACUGUCCGCGACUGUAAGAGCGACUAAACCCAGGCACGAUCUCGCGGAGUUAAACUCCGUAACCAGGAAAUCUCCACUUCCGCUGACGUAAUUACGGCGACACGUGGAUCCAAGAUGGCGGCGGUGAUGGAUUGGUUGCCGUGGUCCCUGCUGCUUCUCUCUCUCACGAGUGAAACCAGCGCUUUCUAUGUCCCCGGGGUCGCACCAACCAACUUCCACCAGAACGAUCCUGUAGAAAUCAAGGCUGUGAAGCUUACCAGCUCUCGAACCCAGCUACCUUACGAAUACUACUCACUGCCUUUCUGCCAGCCCACCAAAAUAACCUACAAGGCAGAGAAUCUGGGUUCUCAUGAACAGUGAAAAGAAGUGUGAAGUUCUGUGCAGCAAGUCUAAGGAACCAGUGACCCUGACUGUGGAACAGAGUCGGCUCGUGGCUGAGCGGAUCACAGAGGACUACUACGUCCACCUCAUUGCCGACAACCUGCCUGUGGCCACCCGGCUGGAACUCUACUCCAACCGUGAUGGAGAUGACAAGAAGAAGGAAAAAGAUGUGCAGUUUGAACAUGGCUACCGUCUUGGCUUCACGGAUGUCAACAAGAUCUACCUUCACAAUCACCUCUCCUUUAUCCUCUACUAUCAUCGGGAGGACCUGGAAGAGGACCAGGAGCACACAUACCGCGUCGUCCGCUUCGAGGUGAUUCCCCAGAGCAUCAGGCUGGAGGACCUCAAAACAGAUGAGAAGAGUUCGUGCACACUGCCUGAAGGCACCAACUCCUCACCCCAAGAAAUUGACCCCACCAAGGAGAAUCAGGUGUACUUCACCUACUCUGUACACUGGGAGGAAAGUGACAUCAAAUGGGCCUCUCGCUGGGACACUUACCUCACCAUGAGUGAUGUGCAGAUCCACUGGUUUUCUAUCAUAAACUCUGUUGUUGUGGUCUUCUUCCUGUCAGGCAUCCUGAGCAUGAUUAUCAUCCGCACUCUCCGGAAGGACAUCGCCAACUAUAACAAGGAGGAUGACAUUGAAGACACCAUGGAAGAGUCUGGAUGGAAGCUAGUACAUGGUGAUGUCUUCCGGCCCCCCCAGUACCCUUUAAUCCUCAGCUCCCUGCUGGGCUCCGGCAUUCAGCUCUUCUGUAUGAUCCUCAUCGUCAUCUUUGUGGCCAUGCUCGGGAUGCUGUCGCCCUCCAGCCGGGGAGCCCUCAUGACCACAGCCUGCUUCCUGUUCAUGUUCAUGGGGGUAUUUGGUGGGUUUUCUGCCGGCCGUCUAUACCGCACUCUGAAAGGCCAUCGGUGGAAGAAAGGUGCCUUCUGUACUGCAACGCUGUACCCUGGUGUGGUUUUUGGCAUCUGCUUCGUGUUGAAUUGCUUCAUCUGGGGAAAGCACUCAUCGGGAGCAGUGCCCUUCCCCACUAUGGUGGCCCUGCUGUGUAUGUGGUUCGGGAUCUCCCUGCCCCUUGUCUACUUGGGCUACUACUUCGGCUUCCGCAAGCAGCCCUAUGACAACCCUGUGCGCACCAACCAGAUCCCCCGGCAGAUCCCUGAGCAACGGUGGUACAUGAACCGGUUCGUGGGCAUCCUCAUGGCUGGGAUCCUGCCCUUCGGUGCCAUGUUCAUCGAGCUCUUCUUCAUCUUCAGUGCAAUCUGGGAGAAUCAGUUCUAUUACCUCUUUGGCUUCCUGUUCCUUGUCUUCAUCAUCCUGGUGGUGUCCUGCUCCCAAAUCAGCAUCGUCAUGGUGUACUUCCAGCUGUGUGCAGAGGAUUACCGCUGGUGGUGGAGGAAUUUCCUGGUGUCCGGGGGAUCUGCAUUCUACGUCCUGGUCUAUGCCAUCUUUUAUUUUGUUAACAAGCUGGACAUCGUAGAGUUCAUUCCCUCUCUACUCUAUUUUGGCUACACGGCCCUCAUGGUCCUGUCCUUCUGGCUCCUUACGGGCACCAUCGGCUUCUAUGCGGCCUACAUGUUUGUCCGCAAGAUCUACGCUGCUGUGAAGAUAGACUAAUGGGGGUGGACCAUGGCCAGGCCCACUCCUUCCUCAGACAGGAAGCCACCCUGCGUGGGGAACUGCAGGCACACAAAAUAAAAUAACUCCUGCUCGUUUGGAAUGUAACUCCUGGCACAGUGUUCCUGGAUCCUGGGGCUGCGUGGGGGGCGGGGAACCUGUAGAUAAAUCUUGCAUUUUUCUUCAUCAUCUUAUUCCAGUUCUGUGGGGCUUGAAUUUUUUGUGGGUUGUUUUUCGUCAAAGCUAAGAAAGUACCCUCCAGUGGGAACUCUCAAACCUGUUUAUCCAGGUUUGUUUUUUGGUUUGGGGUUUUUUUCCUUAGUUUUUGUUGUUGUUGUUGUUGUUUUAUCAAAUGGAUCCAGGAUGAUAAAUCCACCAAGACACUGGGUUUUGGUCACUGUAUCCACCUCAGUUCCUCAGGGCUGUUGGCCACCCCACAACUAACUGGAAGAGGAAACACCAGGCCUUUUGGAGCUUCAGUGAGUUUUCCAAGCCUCUUGCCAUCCGUCUUCGCCGUUGAUGCCAUGAGAAAGCACAGCUCUAGCCUGGACGUGCAUCCUCAGUGCCAACUAGCCACUACCAGCCCUUUCCCUCUUCCUGCUCCCAGUCACCCCCAGAGCUGCCCCAAGGCAGAUCGUCCAGCCAGGCCUCCAGGUCAUCUUCUCACCAGGAGCAAGCCCAAGUCUUGGCUGCUACAAGGAAAUCCCCUGAAAGUACUGGGGGCCAAGUGCCCCAGGGCAGCAGGAGCCCGUGCUCAGAGCAGCAGGAGUUGGCUGGACUAGAGAAGAGACAUGCAGUGAACUGUUUUUGUGCCAAGAAACCCUGGACCUGGGGCCAAGUAUUUCCAGAGCUAGGCAUCCACAUCGGGGACGGGCCUCCUCACCCCUCAGGAUGGCUCUCCAACCUUUUCCUCAGGAGGUUGUGCUCUUUGCAAGUUGUGCCAUGGCAGACACUCUCCUCUCCAGUACCCAGGGCAGAGCAAGGCCUGGAAACCUCAGUUCCCCACCUCCGUGUGACUGGAAAGUCGUCCUCUCCCUGACAUCACCCAGCCUCUAUGCCCAUUCACAGGUCUUUUAGUCAGACCCAUCCCCUCCACUUCCCAUCUAAGCUCUUGCCUUCUUUUGAGGACACCAGAAAACUACAUGUAAGAAGGAAGAUGGAAGGUAAGUUCUAUCAUUCACCAGUUCCCAAGAACAGGCAGGGAGUCUUGGAGGGAGCUAACAGGGCAGGCCUGGCUGCUCCAUAAAUGCCCACUCUUAACCCCUGCCUGCUCCAUGCAUGUCAUAGAGCAAAUGCUCUUAAAGUUGCAAGAGACCAAGCCCACCAUGGGAUUAGGUAACAGCCACUCACCCCUGCUGCAGCCCCCUUGGGACCCCCACAAGAUAAUGCUCAGGAUGCUGGUUAAGCUAGGAACAUACCCCACCCUUCAACCCCCAAACUCUCCCAGCUGCCCCUCCCCACCUCCACAAUCAAACCAGUGAACUUGUGGACUUUGCCUCACAGUGAUGCCGCAAUGCACGCAGCAUCCACCAAGAAUCAGGUUAGAAAAAAGGGAACCCAAGCAGUAAAAAAUGAUGACAGUCUUGCUCAUUCAUAUCGUGGAUUUUUUUCCCCUAAGAGAUUCUCUUUUGAGGGGAGGGGGGAGUGGGGGAUUGAACUCCUUAUAAAGGGUUCAAACAUCGUCGAUUUUUCAGAAUUUUUUAAUUAUCAUCAUUAUUAUUUUUAAUUAAAAAAAUGCCUGUAUACCUUUUUUUGAUCCAAUUGUAAAUAAAUAUGCCAUUGUCCUGUUGUCACGUCUCUUGAAUCACCUGCAAGUGUUAGGGGUUAGGGGCCUGAGGUGAGCUAGUUUCCCCAAGUGGGAAGAGGUGAGCGAAAUGAUUUCCUUCCAAGCUCAAUCUUGUGUCAGGCUUCUGAGACUCGGGCCACUGCUGCUCCCUGCCUGAUGCAAAUGCACCCUGCUUCCACCUGCCCAGUCCCCCCAGUCUGAGUCACAAGCAUUUGCUCCUCUGGUGCCACAAGCCAGAAAUGGCAGUCAAGUGUGACUUUGGUAGUAGUGAGAUCUAGUUUUAUAUUCCCAACAUAUCACUAGCUCACUUCAUGUAUUUUCCAUGGAAGACUCCUUUUGGUUGCAAGCAGUAGAAACAGGUCAAACUGGGUUAAGCCCCAAGGGGAACUGAUUGGUUUCUAAGUCAUUAAGGAAAAGAGUAAUUUAGCUUCAGUUCUGUAUAGACCCAAAGACUUGUAGGACUCUUGCUCCACUGUGUUUCUCAUGGCCUGCAAGUUUGGAAAAUGCAGAAGAAAAAAGCAUUUCCUUUUCUACUUACUAAAGUAUAGUAAGUAUUCAGUAUAGGUAAGUCCCAGAAAAGGUUUCUGACAGGCCCGGCUUAGAUUACUGUCUGCACAUCUUGGACUCUAUCCAAGAGCUAAAGAAGAUGCCUAAACUAAAUGGUCAAACUCUUUGUCCAAGGUACUUGUAGCUUAUGUUCCAUCAGCAUUUGAGGGUUCCAGUUCCUCCACGUUGUGACACUGGUGUGAGUAACUUUUUCUGAUUUUAGUCAUUCAUUCAAUCAGUUAUAUAAUAUCUGAUUGUUAAUUUACAUUUCCCUACUGACAAAUUAUGUUGAGCAUCUUUUCAUGUGCUUAUCUAACAUUUUAUAUCUUAUUUGUGAUGUGUGUGGUCAGAUCUUCUGCCCAAUUUUAAUCUAGAUGACUUUUUCAUUGUUUUGAGAAUUUUUUAUAUAUUCUGCAUUUAGGUCCUUUAUCAGAUACACACUUGGCAAAGAUUUUUCUCCCAGUCUGGCUUGUGUUUUCAUUUCUUAACAGUAUCUUUUGGAGAGCAGAAAUUUUUGCUUUUAAACAAUUUAUCAGUUUGUUCUUUUAUGGAUUUUGGUUUUGGUAUAUCUAAGAUUACAAUGAUUUUGUCCUUUGCUUUCUUUUAGAAAUUUAUAGUU
Molecule: messenger RNA, 5022 nt
Organism: Condylura cristata (star-nosed mole)
Lineage: Eukaryota; Metazoa; Chordata; Mammalia; Eulipotyphla; Talpidae
Gene: TM9SF4
Product: transmembrane 9 superfamily protein member 4
Exons: 18
Coding region: 422-2071 (549 amino acids)
Biological process (GO): protein localization to membrane
Cellular component (GO): membrane
Source: RefSeq, a predicted model, not a curated record